Messenger RNA from Penicillium mononematosum, 1821 nucleotides. Its product is annotated as putative amino acid transporter. NCBI's taxonomy places the organism in Eukaryota, Fungi, Ascomycota, Eurotiomycetes, Eurotiales, Aspergillaceae. Gene Ontology annotation, molecular function: amino acid transmembrane transporter activity. The record is from RefSeq and is a predicted model, not a curated record. Gene Ontology annotation, biological process: amino acid transmembrane transport. Gene Ontology annotation, cellular component: vacuolar membrane. The transcript has 3 exons. The coding region runs from base 1 to 1821 and encodes 606 amino acids.
AUGGCAGACAAAUUCUCCGGCGCCAACAUGGGCGCCAUGGCCGAUGCUCAUCUGCAGGAGGGAGAAAAGAUGGACACCAAGGAGUCUGCCGUCUCGAUUUCUCCUGAGCCCGCGUCUGCCUUUUAUGAUGGCAAUCGCUCGAUCUACUUGGAUUCUAGCAUCACCUUCGAGAACUAUGUCUACUGGGCUAAGAGGUCGCGCGAGCUCGAAAAGAACAUUUCUACUGACGAUGCGGGAUUUGCGUACUUGGGCAAGAAGCUUUUUAGGAAAAGGUUUGACGCCCCAGUUCCAAUGCAGAGACAGGUUCAGGAACAGGAUGCCUCUAUCAUGGCCGACCCCAGCGCCAAACCUACCAGCGAAGCGAACAGCGCUAGCACAAGUGAUGGUUGGGGCAUCACGGAGACAGAAUGGGAACAGGCGCAACGGGCCGGACGAACUGCAACCUGGGGUUCGAUCUUCUAUCUCAUUUCCACGGACAUCCUUGGACCGACCAAUGUCCCCUGGGCAAUCAGUCAGAUGGGCUUUGGACCAGGAGCUGUACUUUACACUGUUUUCGGGGCCAUGGCUUGUUACUCCGGCUUGCAACUGUGGAGGAUCUUCAUCGGUCUCGACUCGACUCGAUUCCCGAUGCGCAAUUAUGGCGAUGUGGCUUUCCGUGUCUACGGAAACUGGGCGCGCAUUUUCGUGAACGUCCUGCAAAGCUUCCAGUUCUUCCUCAAUGUGUCCCUGCUCACUGUAACCAACGGACAAGGACUGGCGCAGAUGGUCGUUGGUGCCAAUGGCCACGGCUUCCUUUGUUUCAUCGCUGCUGAGGUUAUCUUCAUGGUCAUCGGCUUUGUGUUCGGGCAGAUCCGUACACUGCAACGCCUUUCUUACCUAGCCAACAUUGCGGUCUGGUUGAAUAUCAUUGUCGUCAUCAUGACCAUGGCUGUGGUUCAUCAAUACCCACCUAACUACGAAGCGUCGCUGACUAGCUAUGGUACCCCAAAGGGACCUGUGAAGACAAGCGGCUACUGGCCCGCGAGCUCAACUCUUAACGACAAAGUCAAUGCUAUGAUGAACGGUGUUUUCGCGUACGGCGGCGCAACCCUCUUCAAUGAGCUCAUGGCUGAGAUGAGACGGCCAUAUGACUUCUGGAAGGGCUUUAUCAUUGCCGAGAUCUUCAUCUAUGUUUGCUACCUUGUCUCGGGCAUGGUUGUGUACAGUGCACAGGGCCAAUUUACAUUCAAUCCUGCUUAUCAAGGUAUCCCAAAUUCUGCCUACAAUUUCCAGACUCUAGGCAACGCUAUCUCAUUUAUCACUGGCGUCAUUGCCGCUUUGCUAUACGGCAACAUUGGUAUAAAAGUCUUCUACUCAGCAGUGUUCCGCGAUAUCUUCCAUUUCCCAGAAUUGAACAGCCGAACUGGCAAGUGGCUGUGGGUUGGGCUCGUACCUAGCUACUGGGCCCUCGCCUGGGUAAUUGCCGCCGCAAUCCCGCAAAUCAGUAAUCUAACCUCCUUCGUGGGAGCUGCCUGCAUCCUGCAGUUCUCUUACACAUUUCCACCAAUGUUGCUGGUGGGAUUCAACGUCCAGAAUGAUGCGAUACUUCCUGAAGAGGAGUUUAAUCCGAUGACUGGUCAGGUGCAGCGCUUGGACAACGGAAUCGGCCGAUGGAUUAGAGGUUAUAAGAAGAAGCUUGUGUGGAACACUUUUGAUGUAAUCUACUCGCUUGCUGCGUUGUCCGCCGCUGGUCUGGGAAUUUGGGCUUCAGUUACUUCCAUGAACAGAAAUUUCAAGGAGGGUAAACUGACGCAUUUCACUUGUGCGAACCCAGCUGGAUAG